CAAACAGAGACCCCGUAGUAAAAAUCCUGGGCUCGGAUUAUGGUACAGUCAAAGAAGACUCAACUGCAUUAACUCUUCUUGAUAAGAUUACUAAAGACGAUGAUCCUGACAGAGAGAUUAAGGUGAAGAUUGCUGUGCUGCUUAAGCAACUGGAUCUGCACCUACUCAAUCAUUCUCUAAGACAUAUUUCAUUAGAAAUAAACUUAAAUCCAGUGGCUUUUAAGAAGGAUAUAGAGAUGCUCAAACGUUUCUCAGGAAAAGGAGAACAAACAGUCUUGGAAUCUAUCGAAUAUACCUCAGAUUAUGAAUUUUCAAAUGGAUGCCGGGCCCCACCUUGGAGACAACUUCAUGGGGAAAUUUGUUAUGUGCUGGUGAAACCACAUGACGCUGAAACUUUGUGCAUUACUUGUAGCGCAGAAGGAGUAUUUCUAAAUGGU
Galeopterus variegatus (Sunda flying lemur) is the source of this 437-nucleotide messenger RNA. Its product is annotated as armadillo repeat-containing protein 4-like. The transcript has 3 exons. The annotation marks the transcript as partial. Lineage: Eukaryota; Metazoa; Chordata; Mammalia; Dermoptera; Cynocephalidae. The record is from RefSeq and is a predicted model, not a curated record.